UGUUAUCACAGGAUGUCUCAAACGAACUUUGUGUGGAGGAACAUUGUACAACAUGACCGUGAACAAGGACUGAUUGAACCAAUCGAGUGUAAUACUUAAAACCCACAAAACUGAAUUGCAGCAACAUGGACAACACGAGUGCGAAAGGCCAAACGUUGACAACGGACACAGAUACCCAAUGGUACAACGUUGUGGUGUAUCGCGGUGUGAACGGCUAUGGGAUCACCCUUACUUACCUCAUCAUGAACCUGAUCGUAGCCGGAUUAGGUCUAGCUAUUUUGUUGCUAAACUCGUAUGCAGCAUACGUGAUGUCGUGUAAACCUCACAACUGGGAUGUCACAUAUGUGUUCAUAACAAAUCUUGCCAUUUCUGAUGCAUUGUGUGGUUUGUUUACAAUCUACAAUAUAUUUUAUAAUUUAAUUCAUUACAAAAUAUUCUAUGAAUGCCUUUUCCGAUUUGGAAUAUUAAACUGCAUUCUGUUUAACUCCUCGCUGAAUCUGUUUGCGUUGACAUUUGACAGAUACGUGAAGAUAACAGCGCCAUACAUCUACUGGAGAAUAUUUGAUGAAGAGAGGGCUAAAAUGUUCACUAUAGUUACGUGGUGUUUUACCGUUACUAUGGCAGUGAUGCCUCUCGCUGGAUGGCACACCGAACAGAAGAGUGAAUACUGUGGGUACUUCGGCGUGUUUAGUAGAACCUAUCUCAUCAUGCUCCUGUCUAUGGUUCUGAUAGGAUUUCUGUUGCUAUGUGUCAUGUAUAUACAUAUACUUAUCAUUGCUUCGGCGAAGAGUUCUCAGACACAGGCGUUCAGGGAGCGGAUGCUCCGAAUCCAGGGGUCAGUGGUGUACAGGUCACGGAACCCCGUUAAGGCUCUGUGGUGGAAACCGACCAAAAUCAUCCUCAUCAUCAUCGGAAUCAACGUCCUCUGCUAUACACCAGUUGGUAUCUACGUACCGUGUGUCCUGUUUGGUGUCCUGGAUAACUUGGACGUGGGAACACAAGGAACACUCCUGUUGUACAUUUCGUGUCCACUCUACUUCAACAGCUUGGCCAAUCCUAUCAUCUAUGCCUAUAAGAUUCCACUUGUUCGCAAGGCCUUUCGUCGCCUUAUGGAUUGUUCUAAAAAUGAAAGCUUCUGAAGAAAUUACGUUAUCCCCUAAAUAUGCCUUAUCGCUAUUUCUAAAAAC
Messenger RNA from Mizuhopecten yessoensis (Yesso scallop), 1187 nucleotides. Its product is annotated as adenosine receptor A3-like. Gene Ontology annotation, cellular component: membrane. Lineage: Eukaryota; Metazoa; Mollusca; Bivalvia; Pectinida; Pectinidae. The coding region runs from base 126 to 1139 and encodes 337 amino acids. Gene Ontology annotation, biological process: G protein-coupled receptor signaling pathway. The record is from RefSeq and is a predicted model, not a curated record. The transcript is spliced from 2 exons. Gene Ontology annotation, molecular function: G protein-coupled receptor activity.